AUGAAACCCAGGCGCGAGUCUGGACCAUCACAGCUAGGAUGUCCCUAUUGCGAUCGCACAUUUAUGCGGCAGGAGCAUAGAGAGCGGCAUAUUCAUUCGCACACCAAGACAAAACCAUUCACCUGCGAGGUGUGCAAAAGAAAGUAUGGCAGACGGGAUGUCUAUCAACGUCAUUUAAGGUCCCAGCAUCCUGAACAAACUUCUCUCCUGGCGAUUGACAAGAGGAAAGGACAAGGCGCUUGCGACAGCUGCCAUAGCCGCAAAGUGAAAUGCAACCCGGCCGAGCAUUCCUGCGAGCGCUGUCUUCAGGAGGGUAUCAAUUGCACGUUUCUACGCACUUUGGGUAACCAAACUACCCAUGCCUCAUCCCAAAUAAACUCUGUUCAAGAUUCAAUCCCUCAUGCGAAUUUUCUUGAUCUCCAAGGACCUUCAAGCAAUCCGGCUUGGCAUCAAGACAGUGGCGGUAGCUCACAAGGGGCUCUGCUUUCAACCCCAUCCGUCAACUUGCCGUUCCAAGAUGUCGGCUUUGCGGAAGAUUUUACUCCAGGAUUACUGGACUUUGACUUUACGCAAACUGCAUCAUAUUUUGACUUCAAUAUCCUGGAUCAAAUACCGCCAUUUCCCUCGCUGGACCUUUUACCCACCCCUCCUGUAUCCGAAAGGCCACCGGAGCCACAGUCGUCCCGUGUAAAGGGUGCAUAUGCUCGCCUUCAGGCUUAUGCAUCUCCAACAGACCUCUCGCGACCUGCUUCUCCAGCAGCCAGGGCAGAUCAUGAAAGCUGGUUGCAUCGCUUAGGCAGGAAGCAGAAAGUGCAGUACGAUCCACUGGUGAUAAACGUAUUUCUCAACCUCUUCCGAGUCUAUAUGGCCACAACUUUCCGGUGCUUUGAUGGCUUCGCAGUUACCGACUCUACCCCCGUAGAACUCUGGACGUCAAUGGCAUCCGUCGGGGCAUUAUAUUGUACGACGCCAGGUUCUAUAAAGAUUGCAAAGUCGCUUUAUAACCACGCACGUAUUUUACUCCUUUCAAAAGUACACCACAGAAUUACUUCGCCUAAUGAUGACCAGCUGGGAACUCUACAGACGUACAUGCUCCUCGAGUUGUUCGGAUAUUUGAGUGGCGACGAUAGGUUCCACGAAAUUGCUGAGGUUUAUCACUGGGAAAUGGUCCAGAUUAUCAGUACUUUCAAGUUAUGGUCACCUUCAAAUUCCGAGCGGGAAGCAGAGCGCAAAACGACGAUCGAAGGUAUAUGUAUUCUGGAAUGCUAUCGAGUGACCAUUCUCCAUGGUUCUGCCACCUUCGGUGUGCCGCCUCCGGGUGUCUCUGCAGGGUCUAGUAUCUCUAUAUCGGCGAAUGGACAAGCGGGCCCAAGUGAUGGAGGUCUUAUGGCGCAACUGCGGUGGAUAAUGUCAACCAACCCGACAAUGCCACCACCUGAAGAUAUUUUUAACCCCGCCGAGAUAUAUGAUAUGUGGAGCUUAUGCUGUUUAUCGCUACUUUUACCUUGGGCUGCGAUAAAGACUACAGUUCAAAAUGACCAACCAACCUUUGACUACUCUCGCCGCAGAGAGGUCCUCGAGUCGGCUCUUCACAAAUGGUUCACUAUCACCAGAGGCCAAACGCCUAUACCAACUUUGAUGCUAUUCCAUAUGGUGUCUCUCAACCUUCAUGUGAGUGUGAGUAAGAUCCAAAAUUUAGCACGCCGAUAUUGCGGUGAGCCGAAGCCUUCGCCUGCGACCACCUCAUCGAUGGGUUCUGGCACGCUGUCAUCAACCGAUAUCUUUCCAUCCAAAAUUGAUCAACUGAAUGCGCUAUGGCACGCAAAACAAAUCAUCGAAUUGGCUGUCAGCUUAAGGCAGGACAUUUCCAAUUCUAUAUCGGUUGCAGAAGGUCCUCAUUUCAGCUACUGUGUUUACUUCUCAGCCUUAACCCUAUGGUAUGCAGAAUGGCAUUCUUUAUCUCCCGAUUUUGAAGAUCCGAGAUCCCAAAUAUCCGAGAACGGUGCGGCCGCCUCGUUGAAUAUAGCUAUCGAUGUUCUUUCGGCAUCGCCGGUGCAAAUCGCGAAAAAGUUUAUUCCUACCCUGCAGUCACUGGUUGGAAAUGUACCGGGCUAA
This is a messenger RNA of Penicillium pulvis, 2115 nucleotides long. RefSeq names its product Cys6 transcription factor domain-containing protein. Gene Ontology annotation, biological process: regulation of DNA-templated transcription. The transcript is spliced from 6 exons. The record is from RefSeq and is a predicted model, not a curated record. NCBI's taxonomy places the organism in Eukaryota, Fungi, Ascomycota, Eurotiomycetes, Eurotiales, Aspergillaceae. Gene Ontology annotation, molecular function: zinc ion binding; DNA-binding transcription factor activity, RNA polymerase II-specific. Bases 1 to 2115 code for a protein of 704 amino acids.